Etheostoma spectabile (orangethroat darter) is the source of this 2846-nucleotide messenger RNA. Its product is annotated as serine/threonine-protein phosphatase 4 regulatory subunit 4. NCBI's taxonomy places the organism in Eukaryota, Metazoa, Chordata, Actinopteri, Perciformes, Percidae. Gene Ontology annotation, molecular function: protein phosphatase regulator activity. The transcript has 21 exons. The record is from RefSeq and is a predicted model, not a curated record. The annotation marks the transcript as partial. Gene Ontology annotation, cellular component: cytosol; protein serine/threonine phosphatase complex.
UGCGUUGCCCAAGAGACCAUCAAACAGGAGGUGCUGAACCCUCUUCUCUACCAGUCCCAGCUGUCUCACUCUCUUCAGGCUCGUCUGGCCAGCUGUCGGAUUUUGGGGAAAGUCGCCUGCAAGUUCGACUCCCACAUAGUGAAGACAGAGCUGCUGCCGUUGGCUCGGUCGUUAUGCCAGGACCAGGACCUGGAGGUCCGAGCCUGCAUGUGCCGUCAGCUGGAGAUCCUCGCCAGAGCCGGCGGGGUGGACACCACCCGGACGGAGCUGCUCGGUGAUCUGGUGGAGUUAGCCGGAGACGAGGACAGCAGCGUCCGUCUUGCCGCCUUUGACACCGUCAUCAACCUGCUGGAGAUGAUGGACAGCGAUGACAGACUCCACGUGGUGGUUCCCAUGGUGAUGGCGGCGUGCGAGGUGUCGUCGCAGGAGGACGAAGGCGUCGUGGCGUCGCUGGCGUUCCAGUUUGGGAAGCUGUGCACCGGACUGGCAGGCUGCUUGUCUGAGGACCAGAGGACCCGGCUGCUCCAGAGGUUUCAGGCUCUGUGUGUCACCGGUCUGCAGACGGAGCGGAACCAGACCACCGGGGACGGAGCCACGCUGAUCCGCUGCAACUGCUGCUACAACCUGCCGGCCAUGGUGGUGUUUGCAGACUCAGCUCACUUCCUGUCCGAGGUCUACCCGUCCUUCUCUAGUCUCUGCUGUGACCCGGAGGUCAGCGUCCGCCGGAGCGCUGCAGCUGGUUUCCACCAGGUGGUGAAGCUGCUGGGAUCAAACGUCCAGCUGGUCCACAAAGAGCUGCUGUCUCUGCUGCAGGACGACGCUCUGGAGGUGUUGGACGCUCUGAUGAAUCACCUGGAGGAGACUCUGGAGGCGGUUCUGUCCAGAGGAGACAACCUGGCGCUGGACAACAAGUUCCCGGAGCUGCUGGGGGGGGCCCUGCUGGUGGCCGAGCAGACCGUGGGGGGGUCCCUGCGCUGGCGGCUGCAUGAGAAGCUGCUGCAGCGCUACAGCUGUCUGAGCCGGCUGCUGCCGGGAGAAACCCUGAACCAGGACUUCUGCCCCCGGGUCUUCAGCAUCCUCACCACCAACAAGGUGCUGCCGGUCCAGAAGGAGGCGGCUCGGACCUUCUGCACGUUCCUGCGUUACAACCGUAAACAGGAGCAGCGCCAGGAGAUGAUGGAGCAGCUGAUCCAAGGCCGGAGCUACUGGAACCGCCUCAGGUUCUUGGACGUGUGUGAGACAGCGAUCGAGAUCUUCUCCAGGAAAUACUUCAACAAACACUUCCUGGUCCCAGCGCUGGACCUGGUCCACGACCCCGUCGCCAACGUCAGGUAUAAGCUGUGCCAGAUGUUACCCAGACUGCGGUCGUUGCUCCGUCUCCCGACCGACAAACAGCUGCUGCAGAAACUCGACGUCUGCGUCCAGAAGCUUCUCUGGAGAGAGAAGGACAAAGACGUGGUGGCCGCCAUCCGCAAGACGGUGUUGGAACUCGACAAACUGGACAUCACAGAGCCUUUUCACAAGAGACAGGAGAGAGACCUCCUGGACCAGAAGAAGGAGAAGGAGGAGACUCUGCUGCUGGAGAUGGAACAGCUGGAGCGCCAGCAGAGUGACGGGAAACUCAGCUCUGAGAAACACCCAGAGAGACGACGAAGAGACAGUAAGACCAGUCUAUCUGCAACCAAGUCCAUGUCUGUGUCCUCGGCCGGACCCACCUUGUCCUCCGGUAGAGAGAUGAGGAAGGCUAAACUGUCCCGGAGUCGAUCUCUCAGCAGUCAGCCAACGACGUCCAAAGCUGCCAACUCAGACAGACCUCUGAAAGUGAAAGAACUGAGCAGCAUGUCUGGACCUGGGAAGUCCUCCAUGUUACCAAGCAAAGAUGACUCCUUAAGGACCGCCCACUUCUCUCUGGUGACCCAGUCCUCCUCCUCCAUGCCGGUUCUGAUCCGUAGCAACACCACCAGCCUCCUGGACAGGGUUGGUACCCUGGACCACAGAACCAGUACCCUGGAUCAGAGAGAUCAUAGAACCAGUAACAUGGACCACAGGAACAAUCUGAUGGAGCAGAGAACAGGUAAAAUGGACCACAGAACCAGUACCAUUGACCAGAGAGACCAUAGGCCCAGUUCUUUGGACCAGAGAGAGCACAGGCCCAGUUUGUUGGAUCAGAGAGACCACAGGCCCAGUACGUUAGACCAGAGAGACCACAGCCUAAGUGUGUUGGACCAGAGAGACCCCAGAACCAGUACGUUGGACCAGAGAGACCACAGAACAAGUACGUUGGACCAGAGAGACCACAGACUGAGUACAUUGGACCAGAGAGACCCCAGGUCAAGCUCUUUGGACCAGAGAGACCACCGGCCGAGUACGUUGGACCAGAGAGACCCCAGGCCGAGUUCUUUGGACCAGAGAGACCACAGACCAAGUUCUUUGGACCAGAGAGACCACAGACCAUGUACGUUGGACCAGAGAGACCCCAGGCCAAGUUCUUUGGACCAGAGAGACCCCAGAACUUUGGACCAGCGCAGUAAAACGAUGGAGAGAGGCUGCAUGGUGAAGGACGGCCAGUCCAGAAAGCUGUCGAUAAACAGGAAGUCAAACUCGUUCAGCGUCCAGUCGGGGCGAGACUGAAGACAAUGAUGUCAUGAUACUUCCACCCAGCCAUUAGCCAAUCAGCAUUCAGGGUUCACGAGUCAAUGGACUUCAGAACACUACCCAGAAUGCCACACAACACCAUCUCUCCCUUCAGACAGACAAGUCCGACAUCUCUUUUGCUUUCUGAGCACUGUGUAAUCACAUGAUCUCCUCCUGUCAUCUGAUUGGUUCAAUAAACUCCACACAAUCAA